GAUAUAAUGUCAUUGUUCAUCAAAGCAUUAAAGGAUCAUUGUUUGAAGAAACUACAGACUCAAGGAAUGACAGUUGAGAUGAACAAAACUCUUUUUGUCGUUACUGUUCCUGCAAUAUGGACGGAUGAAGCAAAGAAGUUCAUGAGAGAUGCAUCGAUAGCGGCUGGUAUUGGUAACAAGAACUUGUUAUUGGCGUUGGAACCAGACGCUGCUGCUAUAUAUUGUUUAAAUCUCCCUGAGGGUGAAAGACAAGACAUGAAUGAUCUUGGUAUGAAAGGACAGAAGUUUCUAGUUGCAGACUUGGGAGGUGGAACAGCUGAUUUAUUUGCAGUGGAAGUCGAAGAAUCAGGUUUUGUUAGGGAAAUAUGUCCACCACUAGGUGAUCCGGUCGGCGGUCAAAAUAUAAAUAGGGCAUUCCUGCAAAUUUGUUAUGAUUCAUUUGAAGGAGAUGAUUGGGCGAAGACUUUUGGUAAAGCCACUCCAGUUGAAAUGUGGAAAAUGGAAGCCGAUUUUGAGAAAAAGAAGGUUGCAAUUGGGUCAGACGAUCCAGAUGGUGAAAUGAUUGAUCUGGAAAUUCCUUCAUCAAUACGUGAAAGCUUGCAUAAGCAGUCAGUCAAACUGAAGGAUACAAGAUAUAUUGCCCUUCAGGAUAGAGAGUUUAUGUUUAACUCAGAGCUGAUACGAAAAAAUCUUUUUCAGGAAACAUGUAAAAUUAUUUAUGGAACUAUUAAGAAAGUACUUGAUGAACCUGAAGCAAAUGGAUUGAAAACAGUCGUACUUGUUGGAGGUUUUGCUGAAUCGCCAAUUGUCGUCGAAAAUAUCCGGAAAAUGAUUGCCAAUGAUUUUCAAGGAACAAAGGUUUUUAUACCAUCAUCGCCUUUCAAAGCUGUAUUGAAUGGGGCAGUACUCUUUGGCCAUGAUCCUAUGAUAAUCAAAAGCAGAAUCAGCAGGGAAACAUAUGGAAUAGAAACAAACGUUAAGUUUGAUCCAAAUAUACAUGACGAGCAAAAAAAAUGGAACCUGGAGUCCACCGGAGAAGAUUAUUGCAAAGAUGUAUUCGAUCUACAUGUUCGCAAAGGACAAUCUGUUGUUCUGGGCAGCUCACAACCAGUUCAAAAAUACAACCCUAUGUACGAACAUCAAACAAGGUUACGUCUUCCUAUUUACAAGUCGUCAUCAAUAAAUCCAAAGUACACAGACGAAGUUGAAUGUGAAAAGUUAGGAGAGAUCAUUGUUGACUUUGAAAAUACAACAGAAGAUACUGAGAAAAGUGUAGAUGUGACAAUGAUUUAUGGAGGGACAGAAUUAUCCGUCAUUGCUAAAGACAACGCUUCGGGGAAGGAGUACAAAGCUGACAUGACAUUCAAUAACGUUGAAUAAGAAGAGUAUAUGAUAUAGCUCAAAUGAUUAAAUCACUUUGGUUUAUUAAUAAUGGUAAAAAUACAUUAUCAUAAAUAUUUUGACAUGUUAUUGACCUUAAUGAGCUUUGUAAACGUUUAUUUCUAUGGUGGUAAAUGCGAUUCGGAUGAAAAGGUAAAGUUUUUUCCACUUUGGACUCAUGAGAUAGAUAAAACAUGCUAUGGAUAAAUCAUAUAUUUGCUCGACAUAUGCGAGAAGAAAAAUGAGUUUUUAUAUGUUUUAACUUGUAUUAUGAUACUAUAAACUGUUUAUUUAUGUUCCGUUUCUCUAAAAUAAGACCACCAAUCGAUAAGCCUUUAUGAGUAUCUGUUGUAAAUAAUUAUAAUUUGGACUUUGUAGCGAUUCAUCAUUGAUUUUAUUACAAUCCAUAAAAGUCUGGAAAAGAUGAAUAUCAUGGAGAUCAUUUAAUAUCCCUGACUUGUACUGCAAUAUGGCCUAGUCAGCAGGAGUGAUGCUUUUACCAUAUUGUAUGGUGUCAUAGACCUGAAUUUGAUUGGCAGGGCAGUACCUUAAGAAAUUAUUAAAGAAUAUUAAGAUGUCUGUAGUGCUAUGUAAUUAUUUUUCAAAGAUAACACAUAUUGAUUGAAGAAUCAUUAGUUAUUUUGUUUUACAAAAGUAAUAAAAUAAAUUUUGGGGUCGUUUUUGACUAACAUUUGUUAUAAAAACCCUUAAAAGAACAGCAGUAAGGA
Ruditapes philippinarum (Manila clam) is the source of this 2108-nucleotide messenger RNA. Its product is annotated as heat shock 70 kDa protein 12B-like. NCBI's taxonomy places the organism in Eukaryota, Metazoa, Mollusca, Bivalvia, Venerida, Veneridae. The transcript has 3 exons. The record is from RefSeq and is a predicted model, not a curated record. Bases 7 to 1380 code for a protein of 457 amino acids. Gene Ontology annotation, molecular function: ATP-dependent protein folding chaperone; ATP binding.